AUGGGCCCCCAGUUGAAAGUGGUAGAGCGAACUCGCACGGCCACCAUGCUUUGUGCCGCCAGCGGCAACCCUGACCCAGACAUCUCCUGGUUCAAAGAUUUCCUGCCCGUCAACACCACCAACAACAAUGGACGCAUCAAGCAGCUCAGAUCAGGUAGGGUGUCACUACCGCCACCGGAACUAAACCGGGAGUACUCUUUUAUAUUUGUACCCUAAUCCCUUCUGUUUCUGUUCUCUCGUUCUCCUCCUCCUCUUCUUCUUUGGCUUUGAUUUUGUAGGUAAUGGCAUUGUUUCUACUGCUUCUUCCUCCUUUUCUACGGUGUGUGUGUAUCCUGGUGUGUGUUGUCUGUUCCUCCCACUCCUGCCUCUGGUGUUGUCAUGGCUCCGUCGGUUGUCUUUGUGUGUUUUGCCGCUUCAGUCUGACUUCCACAUUGCUCACUGCUGUGACUGUUCUUCUGACGAGUGGCUUUUCUUUUGGUUUAGUUUAGUUGAUUCCCUUUGACUGCCUCGAUGCAGUGUUUGACGGAUCCAUUCUCUUUCGUUUUUUAUCUCUUGUUUUCCCUAACUCGAUGAAUAUUCAACAUUGGGCUUCACUCAGAACUUGCAAAGGAGCACCCAUGGUUUUUAGCAAUUUUGUUGUUUUUAAAGGCUGCAAGAGAAAAUUGCAGAACAGAGUGAAUAGGCAGACAUUGAGGCUAUUUCCUUUUCUAAUUCUUUGUUGUAUUUUGUUGUGAUUUAACAAACAAUUAGUUCCUAUAAGCCAGUGGUGGAAAAAGUACCCAAUUGUCAUACUUGAGUAAAAGUAAAGAUACCUUAAUAGAAAAUUACUCAAGUAAAAGUGAAAGUCACCCAGUACAAUACUACUUGAGUAAAAGUCUAAAAGUAUUUGGUUUUAAAUAUACUUAAGUAUCAAAUGUAAUUGCUAAAAUAUACUUAAGUAUCAAAGGUAAAAGUACAAAUAAUAAAAAAAAUCCUUAUAUUAAGCAAACCAGGCGGCGCAGUUUUCUUAUUUUUUUAAUUUAUGGAUAGCCAGAGGCACACUCCAACACUCAGACAUAAUUUACAAACUAAGCAUGUGUGUUUAGUGAGUCUGCCAGAUCAGAGGCAGUAUGGAUGACCAGGGAUGUUCUCUUGAUAAGUGUGUGAAUUGAACCAUUUUCUGUCCUGCUAAGCAUUCAAAAUGUAACGAGUACUUUUGGGUGUCAGGGAAAAAGUAUGGAGUAAAAAGUACAUUAUUUUCUUUAGGAAUGUAGUGAAGUAAAAGUUGUCAAAAAUAUAAAUAGUAAAGUAAAGUGCAGAUACCCCAAAAAACUACUUAAAUAGUACUUUACACCACUGCUAUAAGGUCCCUUUAAACUAACAGUUGUAUUAAAACAGAAGAUAAAAACUUGUGGAACUUCGGUUGAGGCACCUUUUCCUUCCGGAAUGUUUUCCGGCCUUAAGUAGCCACAGUAGUGUGUGAGGCUUGUGUCUAGCUUUCCCAGUCCCUUAUUGACUCUCUCUGGAUCUACUCCCUGCUUUUCCACGUAGACUCCAGAUUUCUAUUCUCUUUGCCUGUUGGCUUAUUCCCAAUACUUCCUCAUCCCGAUCCUCUGAAUAUCCCAAGUUUCCUUAUAUGCUAGCGUUACUUAACUCAUAGUUUGGCUAGCAAUAUUUACUAUUAGCAUUCCUAUUUGAGAUUUGGCACUACUUCUGGUACAAUUAGUCUUCUAUGUUUGACCACCUGCCUUUUCAGAUUUCACAGCUGUCCUUUGUUAAAAUGUCUUGGUAACCCUCCUUUGCCUUGUUAACAGAAUCUGUGUAAAUUAACCCUCUUUUUUUAAUGUGCGACUUUGAUUUUCCUGUGACCUAGAGUUGAUAAAGUUUUAACUCUGACAAAAAACUAAUGUAACUUAACCUAAGGAAUAUAAUAAUAUUUUUAUGCUGUCUUUCUUCUCUCCGUAUUUAAAUCUACAGAAUCCUUUGGUAAGUGCUUAGUUCUGAAGCACACUUCACUCCCCACUAAUUUUUCUUCAUGUUAUAACUAUUAAUAAAAUGCAUGGCAUGCAUUUUACUAACAGUUAGUGUAGACACAAAGAUGACGCUAGUGGCACACAUAUACUUUACCCCCCACAAAGUUUUCCUAUAAGCAAUACAGGCACCUUUUUCCAGAGCACACAAAUUUCACCCAGCUUUAGCCCAGUAGAUGCCAUAUCCCCCACCUUAGUGAUAUAACCUACCUAUCUACCCUCACUGUAUGGUCAGUCACUCACUCACUCACCCACUCACUCAUUCACUCACUCAAUACUGUAUAGCCUACCACCACUAUAGAGAUUUAAGCAGAUGUUUAGCAAUUACUAGGAGGUCAAGCUAAAGGGUUCCAGGUCUCUUAAAUGAGUCUCUUCCCUCUCAUAUCCAAACUCCUCCAAGCCUUACCUUCAGUAGAUGGUCUUCAGAAUCCAUGCCACUUCCAAAAUGGCAUCUCCCCUGUGGCACACCACUGUACAACGUUCUCUGACCUUCUCUGACCUAUGAUACCUUCCUAUGAUGAAUCCUGUAUUUUUUUGCCAAUAGAGUACAGAGUUAUCUCUCUUUCUAGCUCUCUCUCUUUCUCCUUUCUCUUUCCUCUAGUCCGCUUUAUUUACGUACUCUGUUAAGUCUAAUUUGAUUCUUCUUCCAAAGCCCCCAGCCUAUAUCUUCUCCUACUAAUGCUUCUUCUUUCUAAUCUUAUUUGCAUUCAUAUUAUCCACCCAGGUGGUACACCAAUAAGAGGUAAGAGUGCUGAACUGAUGUUCACAGAAUGAACAAAACAAAUUCAUUCUUGCUGUCGUCCCAUCCAUCCGCCCGUCCGCCUCCAUUUUUGUCCUGUUUCCCGACUCCAAAUCCCAUUUCGUUCCCAUUAUCGACCUUCCUUCUUAUUUGUCCUGUUCUGUUGACUCCAUCCAAUCUCAAUUUUUUGUCUAUGCUUUAUUUCCUCCUUUGAAUUUUGAUUUGAAGAGCCUUUUUCAAAAAACUCAGUUGUGAUAUGCUUGCUCCGGCUCAAAGAAGCAUAUCCAAUGACAACUUUUUUUUAGAACUCUAAUUGUUCUUUCAUUUUUUUGUUUUCUUUUUGGCCAUAGCGACUCAUGUGUCCCUCUUUUUGUCCAACUAAAACAACCAAACAUUUUUCCCCCUUAGCUGUUCUUGUUCAGCACUAAAAUUAUGCACAGAUGCUGUGGAAUCACGCAGGCAUGCUGAAGACAACAUUUCCUUUACUCUGCUUUUUUUCUCCCAAAGAAUUAUUUAUAUCUUUGCAAGCCUAUUUUUUUAUUUAUUCUAUUUGCUUUCCUCUCCUGUACCUUCUAAAAAAAAAAAAAAAAAGCCCAAACAACUACUUUUUUGAUAAAGUUUCUCCGGGUGCUUUUUUCCUCUUUCACCUAUUUUUCUUACUUUUCUUGGGUUUGAAGGCUAUUUUACUUUUUGACGAUUUUUUUAUUCUUCAGGGUUUGGGGGAAGGCAAACAGUUGAGUCUGGCGAGGACCUGGCAGGUCCAUUUUUACCGUUUGGGAGUUGAAGAGUGAUUGUUGCAUAAGCCAUUUUUCCCCUGGUCAUAUGACACCACACUGCGGAUCCCAUUGGUGGAUUUUUAUGGGUGUCUUUUGUAGCUUUCACAAGCUAACGCAGUGGUUGGUUGCCUUCUUGUCAGAUCAAGGCCACCAUUUUGAAUUUUGUCUUCUAAUACAAUUGCAUUUUAUUUUUCAGCUAAGGGUUGUCAAAAGGUUGUAAGUUGUGCCGACAUACAUUUCUUGCUCUUUGGAAAAGAUCUGCAUGUCAAACAUUUUGUGACAGAGGGUGAUAUAUUGGUAAUACGAUAUUAUGAUGAGUAUUUUUUCACAUAUCUCAGCAGCAUUUUUUUUCAGUUUUUUGUAAGCGCUGCAUUUUUCUAACCGACUUUGACUAGAUGAAGUCCUAAAUUUAUUUGAUUGAUAUUAGAUCUGUGAUUGAAUAUGCUAAAAUUCAUACCCAAAUUAAUUUUUUUAAUUGUCCUCCCUUGUUAUGCUGCUUUUGUAUACUGUUAAACCUCUUUUGUUUGAUCCAUGCUUCCUUGAAGCAGUUUCAUUCAUCCCCAUAUUGACAGUCCAGUGAAAUGUUGUACAUUGCAGGGCUUGCCCCUAUCCCUCAAAGUCGAGCUAUACUAUGACAUAUUUUCACACUGGUCUUAAAGUUGAGUGCCUUUUUAGACCCUGCAACAUGUAUGUAGGUUCAUUUUUAUCCUCUGAUGUCAACAAUGAGGUAAAUGUUAAAUGUUAAAUAUUUUUCUAUGGUUGUUAAAUGUUUAUUUGUUCCCCUAAGAUUUCUGUAGGCCUGAUAGUAUAGCAAUCUGUCUAAAACUAUCCAUGAUUGCUGUAAUACAUUUUUAUAAUGACAGAAAAUAUGUAAUAAAGAUUUCACACAUAUUUGAUACAUCAGGCUGGGGUAAUGUUAGGGGAAAACUGUCAAGUUACAAGAAGAAUGCCUAUUUGCGCGACAAUGGUGAAGUAAACUAUCCUCUGUGCAAAUGAUCCCUACAGAUACAAAAAAUCCCUCUAUGCUAGUUACAAUGGUAGCCGAUUUUACUCUGUACCCUCAUCGAUUCAAAAAAAGAGCAAGUCUAGGAGUGAGGGGGCUUCAAUGACAUGUUGGCCCCUGACCAGUCAAGCAAUUUUUUUUUUUUAAAUGUUUGUUAACUUAUUUAAAAAUGGCUGACACUAAACCAAUGGUGUCCGGCACCUACCUUCUAUUCCCACGCAGGGGCCCUCCAGAUUGAGCAGAGCGAAGAGUCCGACCAGGGGAAGUACGAGUGCGUCGCCACCAACAAUGAUGGAACCCGUUAUUCUGCCCCCGCCAAUCUAUACGUCAGAGGUAGGAAAGUGACAACAAAACAACAACGGUAUUCUUCUUUGGAAGCAGGUUACCCAAAUUCUGAUAAGAAAAAAAUAUAUAAGAAAACAUUAAAGUGGUAUGUGAUAUGGUAUAUUAUGGUACAACUGGUGAGAUGGGUGUUCAAAACUGGGUAAUUAUGGGUAGUGGAGGUAGUGAUCCAGUCCAAAGGUCCAUGUCCAAUGAGGUAAGUAUGGCUCUUUUGUUCUAUUUGACCUACCUGCACUGAUUUGAACCUGUGUGUUCUGUUUAGUGUUUUUCUAUUAUUUUUCCUGUCUAACUCCAAUGACUUGACUGCUUGGUGUGUUUUACCUACUAAUUGCCUUUUACUCCUAAAUGUACCUUGAGGGGAAACGGGUGGACAAUCCCUCCAACAAUCCCCUCUGUUCAUAGUAGCAGAUCCUCUCUGAUCUUUCUGUUUCUUUUCAUUUUUCUCUUUUGAGCAACAAUGGAAGGACACCUUUAACUCUUCUUCAAUACAGUUUUAAAAGUGCUGAGAUUGUAUUUCAUAGUGAUUGUAUGUAGUUAUCAGAUAAAUGUACAUUUUCUAAAUAAUGAAUUUUAACUACGUGUUGAAAAUUACUAUUUUUUGCAACAAUCUUAAGUUUAAGUUAGUGUUGAUAUCAUCAGUACAUAAUUGAUUUGCUGAUUUGCUUAUAAGUGAUAAUUCAUUGAAAGGUAACACUGUAUUAUGGCUUUCAUAACACCUUCUUGAGCUAUCACAAAUCUUUGUUCCAAUUGUCAUGAACUGUCUUGAGGUUCGGCUUUCUAUGUGAAAGUCACAUUACAUAGUCCAUUGGAAUAAAUAUUAUUGUGUGUUUACUGAUAAAAUGAAGGUCUUAUGUGUUGCCAUGUCCAUUGUUACUUUUUUAUAUCAAUCUUUGAACAGCAAUGGAUAUUAUUUUUCAUAGUUUUUCAUUAAUUUAAUAUGGAUAUUUAAAUUGCCAGCUGUAGCUAUUUUUCUUUAAAAACUAUUAUCUCUAAUUCUGUUCGAGUCUUGUGGUUUGCAGUACCAUCACAAAUCAUUAAUUUAAAACACAGUCAAUGACAAUACUUAGAAUACUGAAUAAUUAUUAAUUAAUAGAUAUUUUAUUGUGUGGAACAAACUGAAUGUGGAUAUUGACCAAAUUGCACAGCGAUAUCUUUCUGGAUAUUAUAUUAUGACUUUUUGCAUCGCUCACAUUUUCAACAUGCAGAACAUUUGUAUGUAAUACCCAACCUACAUAUAGCACAGAUAUGUUCAUCCUUAGCACUCGUUACAAGCCAACCACAUGACUGGGACAGGAUUGCAUUAUAUGCUAAACAUAGCAAAUUAUUUCAACCCUCAAAAUGCUUAACAUUUUAAAGUGGUGCUAGUUAAGACUUCUGCCUCUAAACCAGGGUAUGAGGGCGAUGCAGCGGACUCCCUGUCCACAUGUGACAGGAGGUCCUUCAAAGUAGUAGUUUGAACGCCUUGAACAUGGCCUUUUUACUCUCUCUGUGUUUCCCUUGUUUUCUUCUCCUUUCCUCAUUUCAUUGUGUUCUGCAUCAAACCCCCUACAUCCCUCAGAGCUGCGAGAAGGUUGGUGUUUUUUUACUUUUAUGCCGCCUUACAAAACUGAAACUAAAGAAACUCAAAAAUUAAAAAAAUCUGAAGAAUACAAAUGAAGUGAAUGUAGUUGCACUUGCGUGCCAUUUUUCUCUCUCGUUUUGUUCUCUCCUUGGUUCAUUAUCAUUUAUAGCCUUGUAUUAUUAUUGUUUCUGCUUAGUUGCUCAGUUAAUUUUUUCCAUGAAGAAUUCCCUUGGUCUUGGCUACGAUGCUUGACUGUCCAAAAAGUGAUGCAUGUCAUGGGAGGGACAGUGCAGCUUUAGUGUGGUGGGAGGGGGUGGGAUAAUAUUUGCAUCUUCGGGGAGUAUUUGCAUGGUGACCUGUUUAUGCUCAAGCUAGAGAUCCCCCCUCCCCUUUGCUCUUACCCCCACCCCUGCCCUUUGCCCCCACCUCUCAGUGUCCUUAGCUUGUUAGUGUUCCUGCUUGAUUACUCAGGCCAACGCCGUGACAGGCGGCAGAAAAAAGCACAGCGCCAACAUGAGCCGCAGCACCGAAGCAGGAAGGGUGUUCUCUAUCACUACAGGCUCCUGGAAUGGAGCACUGCCACACUCUGUGGCCUGCCUAGGCACAUGAAAAUGAGCUAAGAAUUCCCACUGAGCAGCCAUUUGACUAGCUAAGACUGGAUGCAAAUGUUCCCGCUAUUGCUUUUCAUCAUAGUGUCAGAGAAAUAUAUGUUUUUAAAUCCAUAAGUUAAAUUCCCCUUUGUUAUAGUCAGUGGUGAGGUCUAGCGCUCAGCUGUUAAGGUAGCAUAGCCUUGUGAGAUGAUACGCUACCUCUGCAAAGGAUUUUUCCUACAGAGACGUUCAUGAAAGAAUAAUGUAUUUGGAGCAUUAGCCGCAAGACUUGACAAAUGUAUUGAUAUUCAAAUGAAUGUGAUAACAUUAUGUCUUGGAGGAGCGUGAUCCAAUUGGAUAUUAAUUAAAUAUUAAGCGAGUGAAAAGUUGUAUUUAAUAAUGCAAGGAGUUCUCUGAGAUUCCUUCUCUCUGGAGAGGCACAAUCUGCUUAGCAGAAUGUGCUUUAUGAAAUGUGAUGGCGGUUGAAUGCGUUCGCUAAUGCUACGUGUAGAUUCAGGCUUGUAGCAUUAGCAAACAAUGCUAUUAGCCAAAAAUGCUAUUAGCAAAAAUAUAUAUUUUAGCUAGCGCUCAGUUUUACAUCACAUCACACUCCCGUGUAGCUCAGUUGGUAGAGCAUGGCGUUUGCAACGCCAGGGUUGUGUGUUCGAUUCCCACGGGGGGCCAGUAUGAAAUUGUAUGCACUCACUAACUGUAAGUCGCUCUGGAUAAAAUGACUAAAAUGUUAAAUGUACAUCACGUUAAUGAAUAUUAAUGGCCGCAUACAGUUAGAAAAUCCAUUGGCUUUUGCCAUUACAUUAGUCAAGGCUCAUCUUUGUGCCCCAUAUUCGAGAGAGGAGCUUGUUUAAUGUUAAUUAAAAGUGAUUGGGACGAUGGAAGUGUUUCACUCUUUAUUAGUAUCACAGAGGUUCACCACCAAAGCACCAGAGUGAUUCAUCUUUCCAAGGCGCACGGAAGAGCAAACAACAUUCCCCAAAUACUCCCACCAUUACGCCUCUGAGUAUCCAAGGAGAUUGGCCUAUUGGGACCUAUAGUAAUUCUGAGUACUAUAAGCAGUAACACUGACUUAAUUCCUUUAAUGUCAUUCCUCCCUAGAAAUGUAUUAAAAUCCAAACCCAGUUCCUGUAUUCUUCUACCCCCGCCCCAGUCCCUGUCCCUUAAAUUAUCUUACCUUAUAUGGUGUGUUUGAAUCAUAUGUGGUUAACUACCUUAGUCAAACCUCAGAAAACAUUGUGAUUUGUGUUAAGUUGCCUCCUUCGCCUCUCCCUGUCCUGUCCUGUCAUACUGUAGCACUUCUCCUAAUCUGUCCAGUGACGCUGUGCAUUUGUCCUGCCCUGGCAACUCUAGCUUAAUAAUAGCCAGUCGUGUUUAUUUCCCAGCAACCCAACGCUGCCAGCCUAACCCUAACCGCCCUCCCCAUGUUUGAUAUCUGUUUUCUGUAUGUCUGUGUUACUAUUUAUUUUCCCUCUCAAUCCUCCUCUCUCCUUCCCAUUCCCAACCAUGGUUGCCUUUCCAAGCCAGCUAUGUGCUUGUGUGCAUGAUAGAGAGCCCAAGCCCCCACAACAGGCCCCGGCCUUGUAUCUUUCCAUGUGCAUAAUGCUGUUUUCUUUUCAAUUUCUUUUCAAUCCAUUUGUUUUUCGAUCGGUUUCGAAUUUUGAUUUGGUUUUCAUUUCUACUUCGAACGUGGUUAUUUUGGAACGUGUAUCCACUUGUUUGAUCUGAGAAGCAGAGUUGCACUAUAUUCUAUGUACUGCACCAUAGUUGGAUGUGUCUCCACCAUGGAGUGUCUGUAUGUGUGAUGUGACAAUGUGAUGCGGCACAUUUACGUCACAUCAACUGGAAGAACGCGGCAUUGAAGUUGUUCUCUUGAUCACUUCACUCCGGCAUGCUGUCGACCCUCCAGUUCCUCUGUGCUGUUCUCUUUAUAUCUGUAUGAAUGGUAUAAUUUGUGCAUGGUAUUUGUGUGAUCGUUAGUCCGUAGCUAGUCCCAUCAUUGAGCCCUGCUAGGCCUGGACCGACUUGUGUGUGAAACUGUGUUUUUUACUCUCCAUCCAACCAUCACAGAAUAAAAUAUCCAUGUAUAAAUAUAUUACAUUAGAUAUAAAAGUUACAUUUCGGGCAAGUUGUAAAUGUAAAUAUAUUUGUUAUCCGUAUAUGUAAUUUAUGAGUCUCUUUUUUUCUCGGCUGUUGAUGGGAAACCUUGGCCUUGUGCAGCUUGUGUGAGUUGUUACCCCUACCCUCUGUCUUCUGUAGUGCGCCGGGUGCCCCCGCGGUUCUCCAUCCCACCCACGGACAACGAGAUCAUGCCUGGAGGCAGUGUCAACAUCACCUGUGUAGCGGUGGGCUCCCCCAUGCCCUACGUCAAAUGGAUGCUGGGAGCCGAAGACCUGACGCCCGAGGACGACAUGCCCAUUGGGCGUAACGUUUUGGAGCUCACUGACGUCCGCCAGUCUAACAACUAUACCUGCGUAGCCAUGUCCACUCUUGGGGUUAUUGAGGCGGUGGCGCAGAUCACAGUGAAAGGUAGCGCACAUUUACUUCUUCCUGUCAUGUUUUGUUGGUCUCAGAAGGAGGGUUCCUAAAGCCUGGGACGUGUUAACACCAGCCUCAGUGCAUUAGAUGCUAGAUUGAGAAUCAGUGAAAGGCUUAUCUUUCAACCAGGAGAGUUAAACACCAAAGCUCUAUAUCCUACAAAAAAAAAGUAGACUUUGGCUGUCACCAUAGGAGAACCUUUUGAAGAUCCCAUGUUGGUUACAGGUAGAACUGUUUGGGGUUCCAUGUAGAACCCUUUCCACAGAGGGUUCUACAUGGAACCCAAAAGGGUUCUACCUGAGGACAGCCAAAGAACCCUGUGUGUGUGUGUGUGUGUGUGUGUGUGUGUGUGUGUGUGUGUGUGUGUGUGUGUGUGUGUGUGUGUGCGUGUGCAUGUGUGGGUAUUGUUUGGUCUUCUCAGUAGGCAGGGUACUUAUCGGAGUGUAAUCAUAUCUCCUCUGCUGCAUACCAGAGAGAGAGAGAUUCCAGAUUGUACAUUCGAGAUGGCAUAUAACGAGAAUCCAUCGCUCUCAUAUCUUUCAAUUCAUGCCACUGGUGUAGGUAUUAAAGCAAUAAAUUAACCCACUAUAUUAUUUAAGAGAAACACAUUGGAAUUAUCUGUCUAACAGCAGGACUUUUGGCCCUUUAUCGGUUUUACAAUAGUUAAAAUAUGGUUAUAAUGCACUGACGUGGCAUACUAAGUAAGGCAAGGUUAUAACAAAUUUUUAAAAUCAUAUUUAUGUUAUUUGUUUGUUAUUCCAGCAUUGCCCAAGCCUCCCGGCAUUCCCGUGGUGACGGAGCGCACGGCCACCAGCAUCACGCUGACGUGGGACUCAGGCAACCCUGAGCCUGUCUCCUACUACAUCAUCCAGCACAAGUCCAAGAUCUCAGAGGACACAUACAAGGAGAUUGACGGCGUGGCCACCACGCGAUACAGCGUGGGCGGCCUCAGUCCCUACUCAGACUACGAGUUCCGGGUGGUGGCGGUGAACAACAUCGGCCGCGGGCCGCCCAGCGAUGGCAUCGAGGCCAAGACGGCCGAGCAGGCACCUAGCACGGCGCCCAGACAGGUCAGGGGUCGUAUGCUCAGCGCCACCACAGCCAUCAUCCACUGGGACGAACCAGAGGAGGCCAACGGGCAGAUUAUGGGCUACCGUGUGUACUACACCAUGGACUCUGCCCAGCAAGUCAACACGUGGGAGAAGCAGAUAGUGCGUGGCUCAAACUUCCUCACCAUUCAGGGCCUCAUCCCUAACAAGACCUAUUACAUUAAGGUCCUGGCCUACACGUCGGUGGGCGAUGGACCUCUGUCUGCAGAUCUCCAGAUCAUUGCCAAGACGGGGGGUAAGAUCUGUGUGUAGCAUGCUUUUGUGUGUUUCUGUUUGGGCCAAUGCCUUUAAAUGGACAAUUAUGUUAACUGUAUGUGAGUUAGUCUAUAAAUCAUUGUAAGAGCUGAAGCUCUGCAAUGUUUGAGUUGUGAGUAAACAAGCACAUCAUCUAAGUCUGCAAUGGAGAGUAUCAACAAGCUAAUUCGACAGCUAAGUGUCUUUCUGGGAAAGCACAUCACUCACUCUGUCCUAUAAGUCAGAUAAAAGUCUCCUCAUCUUUGACCACAGCUGUAAACACUUGAAAUCUCUUUUGGCUCUUGAGUGCCAAGCAAUUAACUUUUUCAUUUGGCAUUCUGAAUGACAAAAAUCACAGUUUAAUGAACAAGACUUGAGGCCUUGUUUACUUCAUUCAAAUAUAUACAGUUGAAGUCGGAAGUUUACAUACACUUAAGUUGGAGUCAUUAAAACUAGUUUUUCAACCACUCCACAAAUUUCUUGUUAACAAACUAUAGUUCUGGCAAGUCGGUUAGGACAUCUACUUUGUGCAUGACACAAGUAGUUUUUCCAACAACUGUUUACAGACAGAUUAUUUCACUUAUAAUUCACUGUAUCACAAUUCCAGUGGGUCAGAGGUUUACAUACACUAAGUGUACUGUGCCUUUAAACAGCUUGGAAAAUUCCAGAAAAUGAUGUCAUGGCUUUAGAAGCUUCUGAUAGGCUAAUUGACAUCAUUUGAGUCAAUUGGAGGUGUACCUGUGGAUGUAUUUCAAGCCCUACCUUCAAACUCAGUGCCUCUUUGCUUGACAUCAUGGGAAAAUCAAAAGAAAUCAGCCAAGACCUCUGUCUGGUUCAUCCUUGGGAGCAAUUUCCAAAUGCCUGAAGUUACCACGUUCAUCUGUACAAACAAUAGUACGCAAAUAUAAACACCAUGGGACCACGCAGCCGUCAUACUGCUCAGGAAGGAGUCUCCUAGAGAUGAACGUACUUUGGUGCGAAAAGUGCAAAUCAAUCCCAGAACAACAGCAAAGGACCUUGUGAAGAUGCUGGAGGAAACAGGUACAAAAGUAUCUAUAUCCACAGUAAAACGAGUCCUAUAUUGACAUAACCUGAAAGGCCGCUCAGCAAGGAAGAAGACACUGCUCCAAAACCGCCAUAAAAAGCCAGACUAUGGUUUGCAACUGCACAUGGGGACAAAUAUCAUACUUUUUGGAGAAAUGUCCUCUGGUCUGAUUUAAAAAUAUAACUGUUUGGCCAUAAUGACCAUCGUUAUGUUUGGAGGAAGAAGGGGACGCUUGCAAGCCGAAGAACACCAUCCCAACCGUGAAGCAUGGGGGUGGCAGCAUCAUGUUGUGGGGGUGCUUUGCUGCAGGAGGGACUGAUGCACUUCACAAAAUAGAUGGCAUCAUGAGGAAGGAAAAUGAUGUGGAUAUAUUGAAGCAACAUCUCAAGACAUCAGUCAGGAAGUUAAAGCUUGGUCGCAAAUGGGUCUUCCAAAUGGACAAUGACCCCAAGCAUACUUCCAAAGUUGUGGCAAAAUGGCUUAAGGACAACAAAGUCAAGGUAUUGGAGUGGCCAUCACAUUUUUACAUUUUUAGUCAUUUAGCAGAUGCUCUUAUCCAGAGCGACUUACUAUUAGUGAGUGCAUAUAUUUUUCAUACUGGCCCCCCGUGGGAAACGAACCCACCACCCUUGCGUUGCAAGCGCCAUGUUCUACCAACUGAGCUACAGAAGGGCCAUCACAAAGCCCUGACCUCAAUACUAUAGAAAAUUUGUGUGCAGAACUGAAAAAGCGUGUGCGAGCAAGGAGGCUACUAUUAUUCUGACAUUUCACAUUCUUAAAAUAAAGUGGUGAUCCUAACUGACCUAAGACAGGGAAUUUUUACUAGGAUUAAAUGUCAGAAAUUGUGAAAAACUGAGUUUAAAUGUAUUUGGCUAAGGUGUAUGUAAACUGUAUACUUUUCCUCAAAUAACAGGUAGUAGCAAUAACAGGUAAUAGUAAUAAUGUAUUAAUAACAGGUUACUACUAAUGUUAUUAGUAGUAAAAGUAGCCACAGUAGUACCAGCAGCAGCGCUCAUCAAAUAUGUUUAGGACGUGAAAAUUAGUAUCAUUGGUUUAGUGGACGAAAUGUGUAUUUGUAUUGCUUUCCAAGUCCCCUCUCAACCGACCGACUUCAAAGGGGAAGCCAAAUCCGAAACAAGUAUACUACUAUCGUGGAUAGCCCCUGCACAGACCGGACAAGACAAUCAAAUCAUGGGAUAUGAACUGCUGUACAAGAAGGGGGAUGACAAGGAGGAGGUAACUGGUUUCUCAUAUUCAAAAUACGGCUAGCUAUACUGGCCCAAAUGUAUCUUAGGCCCAAUGGUACACCUUUUUCUUAAUGUUCUGAACUGAUGACAUACCAUUAUCUCAACAGAAACGAAUCAGCUUUGAGCCUACCACCACAUACCUGCUGAAGGACUUGAAACCCUUCACUACUUAUACUUUCCAGCUAGCCGCGCGCAGUAAGCAUGGUAUCGGAGCCUACACCAACGAGAUCUCUGCAGAAACCCCUCAAACACGUAGGUCCUCUUCCAUAUCUAAGCUCUGGCCAGACAGUUUACCACUGGAUGUGGAAACACCUUGGAGAGAAAAACAAAAUCAAAUUCUUCCAUUUUCAAACACAUCUACCUUUGCCAAUUUGGAAUUACAUAUGCUAAUUCCACAACAUUUGGCCAAAAACAAAAUAUAAUUGAAAGAGGUGGAUGACUCUUAAUAAAAAAUGAAUGUCAUGGAAAGAUAACGGGGUGUUUGAAAGUCUACCUGACCAUGCACCUAUUGACUUUCAAAUGGCUGCAUGGACAGUGUUCACCAGGGCUCUCCUCUGAAGUCAACCGACAAGGUCACACUAUAUACAGAAGCUACUCCUCUUCAACACCUUUGAUGUGCAAAACAUCCCAACCAAGGCCAAUAAUAGAGCCGUGAAUUAUUCAUUUCAAUUUCAAUUUUCUCUUUGUCCAACUGUCUGACAGUUUUGAUUAGGGGAAGGGCAUGCUAUCCCACUAUUAGAAGCCUUGUCUCUUGACUUUGCGUGUCAGCCACGUCAGAAUAUUUGCAUAUUGAAACUGAGCUUUCUAUGGAAAUAAAAGUCUGCACCUUUUAUCUGGCGGUCAGUGGAGUUUCCCUUUCUCAGUAUAAUUAAUCAUUGGUGAUGCCAACCACUUAACAAAAGAAUAAAAUAAAACAUUGUAUAGACUACAAAUUCCGUAGAAAGCUCAAAAGCAAGUAGUAUCACUGACGAUAGAGAAUUACCUUAUUACCACACAAUAAGCCCUCAGGUUUAUUGAAAUUGCUAAAGUAUUGACCAAUUUGUCAAAGCACCAAAUUGAAAGCUAAGGACAAACACAUAGUGUAUUUAUUAGAAAAACAUACAUAUAUUUAAAAUAAACCAGAGGUCUGUGUAAGACAAAAAAGCAGAGAACAGGUAGGUGCUAAGUUCAAAAAGUCCAAACUCGAUGGGAGGUACCAAGAAAAGAUGUCUGCAUUGAGACUUUCAAAAGUCAUUAAUAUCUCCUUGGGAAGUUCUCUGCUGUACAGUCAGGCUUUUACCACAAACCAACAGGCUUCGGAAAGGUUGGUGACCAAUACAACUUUUUACACUUUGCUAGAGUUGAAGCAUCAACCUUUAUGUUUUUGGAUUCGUGGUAACUGCUUGCCAAAUGGAUGAUAUUUGUUUGAUUUUAUUAGGAUUUUAUGUGAUCAAGUGAACUUUUACUGAGCAGUCAUUUGAUACGUUUAUAUUAAAUGUGGGUUUUAGUCAUGGUUAUAAGUCCAAGAUAUGAAGCCCUAGUGUGAUAACAGCUUUUAGGAAAGAAUAUGUAAGGUAUUAUUUACAAAGGUAGGUUACCUAUUGUGAAGGUGUCCUAUUAUCUCAUGACAACCCCAUCCAUACAUCCUCAGUGUGUGUGAUUUUAUUUAUUGAGUUGACCUUGUUUGAAAAAGUGUUAGUCUUUUGUCUUUGCCUUUUGCCUUUUGUCUCAUGUUAAUUUGUGAAACCUCAUUUCUUUGCAAACAUUUGUUCAGUCCUUGUGCUUCGUCCUCAUUUUGUGUCAUAUUUAUUUUCCCUUUUCCUUUUCUGUAUUGUUUGUUCGUUUCCACCACCAUCAUCCCAACCCCCAAAAAACUUCAACCUACCUGUGAAACCCCUCCUCGACACAAACAAAAUAAACAAUACCCCAACUGAAAUGGUUGAUCCAAUCAAACAAAACCCUGCUCCUCCUCAAAUCCACUCCUCCAAUCAGAGCCCUCAGCCCCACCUCAGGAUGUGAAGUGCUCUAGCCCCAGCUCCACCAAUAUCCUGGUAAGUUGGCGGCCGCCCCCUACGGAGUUACAGAAUGGAAUCAUAACCAAGUAUGCCAUCCAAUAUGCUGCCACUGAAGGGGAGGACACCACCAUCCAACAAAUAUCCGACAUCCCUCCCGAAAGCUCCCAGUACCUCUUGGAAAACAUGGAAAAAUGGACAGAAUACCGUGUGACAGUGACUGCUCACACAGAUGUCGGUGAAGGACCUGAAAGUUUACCUCAACUGAUUCGCACUGAGGAGGAUGGUAUGUUUUUCUGAAACCGCUGCCCCUGUUGCAAAUCCAGUCCGCCCUCUAACCUCUAACCCCCUUCAGAUACUGCCUAACAGCAUCUAUAGUCACUCUGACCUAGCGUCCCUCUCUGCUUCUUCCUCCUGCUUCUAACAAAGCUGAUUCCUAACUCUCAUGCAACUUUUUUUUUACUAAACAGACUGAGACUAACUUUUUUGUAAAGCUCAAUGAACUUUUUAUCAGUAUUUUUCUACCUUUAUCCCCUACUACUCAAUUUCAACAUAUGGUAUGGCAUUUUCUCCUGCACGGCCUUUGACUUCCAGUCCCAAACUGUCAUUAAAAAAAAACUUUUUUAUGAGAAAAAACGUUUUGAUUUUAACUUUUUUUAUAAACUUGACUGAAUGGCAAGAUAUGGACAGUGGAAAGGACACCAUUUGGAAGGUGUAUUUUUAAUGGCCUAAAAUGACAAUAUUUUUUUCUAUUUCAAUUUCAUUUUUUCUUCACGCUUCAUAGCCAAAAUUCUUGCAGGGUGCUUCAAGCUUUUGAAGCAUUCCCUUUGGCUCUUUUCUAUUUUGACAAACACAUUUUUAUUCCAUGUUUUUAAUCCACUACUUCCAUUUUUUUAUGUUUCCAGAUUAGGUCAGUUGUCAGACCUGUUUUUGGGGUUGUUUUUCUUUUCCCUUGCCAUUGUUGAAAUAUUGAUGUCAUACAGUGCUUGUUGCAGUAUGCUCGCUCCCCUUUUCUAGAUUUUUUCACCUCAGCAUUUUGCUCUUUGGAGUUGGCCAGGAAUUAAAAGGGGGAGAAGGGGUCCUCUAUAAUCUUGACCUUCUUUCUUUUAUCCCAUGGUGUUCCUCCAGUUCCCAGCGGCCCGCCUCGUAAAGUCGAGGUGGAGGCUGUCAACUCCACAUCAAUUAAAGUGAUCUGGCGCUCGCCGAUGCCCACCAAGCAGCACGGGCAGAUCCGAGGGUACCAGGUGCACUAUGUCAGGAUGGUUAAUGGGGAACCCAUGGGACAGCCAGGCAUCAAGGACAUCUUGAUCGAGGAUGUGCAGGUAAGCACCCUCCUCCUCCGCCUUCCUCCCCAAACUCGCACGUCCUCUCACCUUGAGACGUUAUUUGACACAAGGACAACAAAGCAUAAGCGUCACACCUGUAAAACUACAUAAAGGAUAUGCUACUAAGCAGUAUAACGUUUUUAUGAUAUGGUUAAAACCUUAUGACACAAAUUAUACUGAACAAAAAUAUAAACGCAACAUGCAACAAUUUCAACAAUUUUACUGUGUUACAGUUCAUAUAAGGAAAUCAGUCAAUUGAAAUAAAUAAAUUAGGCCCUAAUCUAUGGAUUUCACAUGACUGUCCAGGAGCACAGCCAUGGGUGGGCCUGGGAGGGCAUAGGCCCACCCACUUGGGAGCCAGGCCCACCCACUGGGGAGCCAGGCCAAUCAGAGUUUUUCCCCACAAAAGGGCUUUCUUUCAGACAGAAAUACUCCUCAGUUUCAUCAGCUUUCCGGGUGGCUGGUCUCAGAUGAUCCCGCAGGUGAAGAAGCCGGAUGUGGAUGUCCUGGGCUGGCGUGGUUACACAUGGUCUGCAGUUGUGAGGCCGGUUGGACGUGCUGCCACAUUCUCUAAAAUGACGUUGGAGGCGGUUUAUGGUAGAGAAAUGAACAUUCAAUUCUCUGGCAACAGCUCUGUGGACAAUCCUGCAGUCAGCAUGCCAAUUGUAUGCAUUGUGGCAUUGUGUUGUUUGACAAAACUGCACAUUUUAGAGUGGCCUUUUAUUGUCCCCAGCACAAGGUGCACCUGUGUCAUGCUGUUUAAUCAGCUUCUUGAUAUGCCACACCUGUCAGCUGGAUGGAUUAUCUUGGCAAAUGAGAAAUGCUCACUAACAGGGAUGUAAACAAAUUUGUGCACAACAUUUGAGAGAAAUAAGCUUUUUGUGCGUAUGAAACAUUUCUGGGAUCUUUUAUUUCAGCUCAUGAAACAUGGGACCAACACUUUUAAUGUUGCGUUUAUAUUUUUGUUCAGUAUAGUUGUUCUCGGGGCCUUUGAAACUGACAGUCACCCAUUGAGUACAUCUAUGAUAAGAUACACAUUGUCUACACAUGUCUAGGAAUAGACCUACACAGUAUGUGACUCCUCCUCUGUUACUGUCAAUAUCUGGUUGAGACAAUCACAGGAACUUUGGGGCCUUCAUUUAGAGCCAAUGGAUCACACGACUGUAAAUUCAAUGGAACUGACAUAAUCAAGAACUUAUUGGUGGUCAGUGAAUGACAUCUCUUAAGGGUAAAAUCAUCAGUCAGUAUAGUAUACAGAAUGUGUCUUGUCUGUGGCAACUUCUCUACAACUCUCUCUAGUCUCUACUCUCUUACGAGUGACCGGUGACUCUGUACUUAGCCUUUGUUUUGUUCUCUCUCUUCUUUUCCACUCUCUCAAAUCUUAAUCAGUGGGAAUAUGAUGAUUCAACUGAACAUGUGAGUAGAUACAGAGACCUGAUACAGUGUUAAUCCCGUUCCCCCUUCGUUGCCUUGCAUGCUCUGUGUCUCCUCUGUUCAUGAUCUUUGCUUGGUUUUGACUGUAUUGAACCUCACAUCACCUCCUGGCAGUUCUGAAUCCCGCUAAGACAAAACGAGAAAACAUACACUACUUGUUUUGUACUUGUAAAUUGAAAUGGAAUGGCAUGACUAACAGAAAUCCAUAUCCAACAUUACGAGGCAAUGCAUAGUUGCUUAGCGGUGUUGAUUAUAAUAAACAAGCUUUUUGAUUGGGGAACCUAGUUUAUUGCAGAGCCGAGCACAACACAACAACAAGAUAAUACGUUACCAUUGGUACUGCACUACUUACACCCUCUCCUUUUCAAUGCAUGGGGUGUAAGUAAGCAUUUUCUCCUUUUCAAUGCAUGGGGUGUAAGUCAGCAUUUCGUUGGACAGUGUAUACCAUGUGUAUCCUGUACAUACGACUAAUACAACUUUAAGCCUAUCCACCAGUUCCAGAUCGUAUGCAUGGAGCGAAGGAUGGUGUGGCAACUGUGCUAUGGUUUUGAAUACUAUAUAAUAACAGGACAGAUUUGUACCAACCAUGUUCAUUGCCAGUUAUUUACUAAUUAGUGAGCUAAUAUCUGUGAGAAAAUGUAUGUCCUCUGAAUCAAUGAAUUACAGCAUAAAUGCAUGUGCAAAAAUGUACAUUAGUUUGGUCCUUUGUGUUAUGAAUGAUCGUAGUAUUACACAACACCCCUAAACACUCCCCCCUAAUGCCCAAAUUGCAGAAACAUCCCUAGCAAGAGUAAAACAAAUAAAAAUCCCUAUUCUUCUACAGGAAAUGGUCAUCACAGAGCUGCAGGCUGAGAGCACGUACUCGGUUGCCGUGGCAGCCUACACGACAAAGGGAGACGGCGCUCGCAGCAAGCCCAAGCUGAUCACCACCACUGGCGCAGGUAAGGGAACUGUCACCGCUGUUAAUGUACCCUGUGAUCAUCAAAAAAUGCAUUUGUGCUGUAGAAAGCUGUGAAAUUGCACCCAGUGAAAGGAAGCCCCAAAAAAAUAAUGCUAAGCAAACCUUUCCCCCCACGGCUAUUAAAGUGUGAAUGCGGCUAAUUGCCACCUCAAUUAUAACAACAAUUGUAAUUCCGCUCACCCGCCACUUUGACAUUGGAAUGCUCACAGGGGUUAAGGAACUAAUGAAAAAAUGAGGUGGAGAAAUCGGGAAAGAAAAAGACCUCCGAAUUGAAGGCAGCCCGACGGUCUGUUCAGCUCUCAUUGGUUUCUUUUGAGAGAGCAGCAUGACAGAAUCCAAAUGGCAUUUCAGAAAUACUUUGCUGUGUGUGUGAGACAUAAUUGCGCUGUCGUCUAAUCCGUCUGAAAAGCCUUUCAUGCCGCACCUGCCUGGCGUACAGAUACAGAUGGCUAGUGUGUGUGUGUUGGGGAGGGGAUGGGAGCCUUUACUCAGUAAAGGCUUAAAAGGGAUGCCAUAUUGGUAGGUAUCAAAGCAAACAGCAUUAGCAUUUAUGCAAACAGGGUGUUAGCAAUAUACUGCUCUCUUGGUGGGGUAACACUUUACUCAUAACAACAUCAGCCAAUGGCAACCCUUAACACUGUUAUGAGUUGGAAAGGAGAUCAGAUUCUGCUAUGUCAUGCAUAUUAUGGCUUGGGUUGUUUUUGGGUUGUCAUCAUCCUCUCAUAAAUGUCGUAAUGUCUGUCGUUGGAUAUUGCUUUUAAAAUGGUAUGGAAGUUUGAAUGGGUUCUUUGCAUGGUAUUUGUACUGAAUUUGUUAUUUUGUCACCGCUCUUCUCUUAGUACCCGAAAAACCACGACUCAUGGUCAGCCCUACCAACAUGGGCACUGCCCUCCUCCAGUGGCACCCUCCGACGUUAACCCACGGCCCCCUGCAGGGCUACCGCCUUCGCUUUGGCCGCAAAGACGUCGACCCCCUGACCAUCAUCGAGUUCCCAGAGCGCGAGAACCACUACACCACCAAAGAGAUCCACAAGGGGGCAUCAUACACCUUCCGCUUGUCCGCCCGCAACAAGGUGGGAUUCGGCGAGGAGACGGUCAAAGAGAUCAACACUCCUGAAGAUGUGCCUAGCGGCUUCCCACAAAGCAUUGCAGCAGAGGGUGGCACCACCACCACCAUUCAGGUGAGCUGGAAUCCCCUGUUACUGGCGGAGCGCAACGGCGUUAUCGUGAAGUACGCCCUGCAGUACAAGGACAUCAACAGCCCUCGGAGUCCCUCUGAACUCUUCAUCACUGCCCCGGAGUCCACCGUCACCCUGGACGGCCUCAAGGCGGACACCACUUACGAUAUCAAAAUGUGUGCCUUCACCAGCAAGGGCUCCGGCCCCUAUAGCCCCAGUGUCCAGUUCAGGACACAGCCCUUGGAUCAAGGUAGGACCCCACCCCAAUUCACCUCCCGCCCCCCAAUCCAACUUCACUCCACAACCACCACCAACAGCAACCACCUCGUCAAGCCUUAGUGGCAGAAGAACAAACAAAAUGGGAUUACUGAUCUCAUGAUUGGUCAAAAAAUCUGCUGUAUGUAUACAUAGCCCUCACACCCCAUAAGAAAGAAAGAUAUCGUAAACAGGUGGAGUAAGUAUAUGUGUCCCAUGUGUUGUCAGCCAAGCUAAAGGUGAGUCUGUAGAUUAUAAAGAGCUGCUGUUAAUAAAAAGGUAAGAUAAAGUAAGCAAAGGUAAAAUGGGAGCACUGUAGCCCUGCUAAGACCGCUCUAGUACUGGUUUCAGACUGGUUGUAAAGAGAAACAUGUUCAGGUAAGAGAUUUAUUGCUUUGGAAUCCUUUAAGGAGGGUUAUGUUUGUUUUGUGUCUAAAUCAUCUGCUCCCUUUUUCUUUUAGCAGUGUUUGCAAAAAACUUUCAUGUGAAAGCUGCCAUGAAGACAUCCGUGCUCCUCACCUGGGAGAUCCCAGACAACUAUAACGCAGCUCAGCCCUUCACAGUAAGAGCUUUUUGAUUAUCUUCCGUAUUUUAUGAGGACAGCAAUCCAGAAAAUAUGAAGUGACAUCAGCCAAAAAUAUAGUUGUCACAUGAAUAUCUGAACAAGCUACCAUAUUGAGCAGAAGUCCGGACAUUUCCCUGACUAAACAGACCUCAAAUGUUGGAUUAGUGCAUCUCCUCAACAUUCACACACCCUUUCCUACCAUUGCAAAUCCAGAUCCUCUAUGACAAUGGCCAGAGCGUAGAGGUGGACGGCAAGCUCACUCAGAAGCUUAUCACGGGUCUGCAGGCCGGGACGCAGUACUCCUUCCUACUGACCAACCGGGGCAACAGCGCAGGCGGUCUCCAACACCGCGUCUCCACCAUGACCGCCCCGGACAUCCUGCGCACCAAGCCCUACCUGACCGGCAAGACCAACUUGGAUGGCAUGGUCUCUGUGGAGCUGCCCUCAGUCCAGACUUCAGAGAAAGUCAGGUGAGUGGCGGGGAUUAAAACUAAUGCUAAUGCUAAUGGAUAAUUGCAGACUUGUACUUAUAGAGCUGGCUAUUUAGCCUAAUUUGAUUGCACUUAAUUAAUUUGCCUCUGUGGCUGCCCUAAUCCAUUUAUUUACCUUGAGCUCGUCUUUGGGUUCAAUUAAAUCAGCAGGAUACCAUUAAAGCUUCUUUCUCCUUAUUGCAUAAUGUCACUCAUAUUGCUGUUAUUUUACAUCUGCAUAGUUGCACUCAAGGAGUGAAAGGGACAAGAUUUUACACUCUGACAGAUUUCUUAGCACAUUUUUUUUGUUUAUACUGUUUGAAAGGUCAGAACAUCAGCACUGAAGAGUUCAUCACUUUCUUUAGUGUACCCUGUAUAUUACAUUAAUUGCAUUGUAUCAAGCCUGUUCCUAUUGAUCUAUGUUCCUCAACACAGAGAAGAUGACACCAUGAAUUCUCCCAUCCAAUUUAGCCCACUCCUCAGUAUUAAGCCUUGUAAUGUAUCUUACAUUCUUUCCAACUAAGCUCUGGGUUGUCAAAAGGCCAACGCGCAGAUCCGAUUGUAGACUGGCACUUCAAACCAAUCUGGGGUUUUGAUCUUGCUGGACGCACUCGGGCCCACUCUCCCCCGUGCCAGUGCUUAAGCUAAUUAGCUUCCCAUCAGCCCGCCACACUGCCUUCCUGGCUAACGCUAGCUAGCACCGUGCCCAGCCUGGAGAAGCCCCGAAAAAACUCUGGUAGAGGCCUUUAUCUCCCUUGUCGCCCCAAUGGAGGGAUGAAAAUCCCUCUAAUUCCAGCUCCUCUUCUCUCUCUCACGGAGGGGUACUAAUUAGCCCAUGGGGCUAACAGUGCGCCGACUUCUCUGAUCAUGCAUCAAUUAAAAGACAAACAUGGAAGAAAACCGACUCUUAAUGGAAUGAUAACGGGCUAGCGUAACUAGCUAAUGGCGCAAUCAUGUGUCAUCUUUGUCUCUUGUCCUCCACGCCUCCAACCCUGUUACACCUGCAGGAUUAGCGCAAGGCUCCUCAACAUCAACAUUUGUUAUGGUCCCCAGGGACACUAAAAAUUUUGUGUCUGAAGCUCAAAGCUUUGAUCUUGGUAUGUUUUGUCUUGGCGCAGCAUGUGACCUUCCAUGUAACAAUGGUGUAUUGUAAACAUGUUAUGGAGUGAACAGACAAUGAACUUUGACCUUGAAGAGCUUGAAAUACGUUGUCAAUGUGUUGUUUUCUUUCUUUUCCAGGGGAUACUACAUAGUGGUGGUGCCUCUGAAGAAACAGCGCACAGGAAAGUUCCUCAAACCCUGGGACAGUCCAGAUGAGAUGAACCUAGAAGAG
Messenger RNA from Coregonus sp. 'balchen', 22716 nucleotides. The record is from the annotation of a GenBank genome assembly. Lineage: Eukaryota; Metazoa; Chordata; Actinopteri; Salmoniformes; Salmonidae.